AAAUGACUGCGGAAAGCCACUCUGCUCAUCAUCAUAGAGUUCCUUCACAUCCUAGACAUCGCUCUCCGCUACCUCGUGAACGUGAAGAUUUGCAUCAUCAGAUUGAACGAAAUCGUGUGUCCAGACAUGGUUCAGAAGAAUUGGAAGCUCUACAAAAAAGACUAGCUGAACUGGAAUCUCGACAAAGAUCGCAAGAAGAAGUUCCCCGACAUGUCUCGACGUCGGGUAAUAUUGUCAUUGAAGCUGAUUCACCUUUAGCACCAGAACUUACAAGGGAUAUGCUACCUGCUAAAAUCAAGAUUCCACAAAUCGGUAUGUAUGAUGGUGCUUCUGAUCCCGAUACACAUUUAGGACUCUACACGUCAUGGAUGGACUUACAUGGUGCAACCGAUGCUUUACGAUGUCGCAUGUUCUCACUUACAUUAGGGCCACGAGCGCAAAAAUGGUAUUAUACUUUGCCCCCUCAUUCUAUUUGGCGAUGGCAACAGUUACGUUCUGCUUUUCGAACAUAUUUUAUCGGUGCCCAAGUUUGUCUUAUCCCGAAAGAGUCAAUCACUAAUAUUGUACAAAAAGAUGAUGAAACAGUGAAAGAUUAUGUAUCUCGUUUUAAUGAUCGAAUUCAAAACAUGGAGCCUUGUCAUCCUGAAACCUUGCUGGUAACUGCAAUUGCUGGAUUAAAGCCCAAUUCUAUGUUUCGUUGGACCCUUUGUCAGAAUAAGCCGGCUACCUUUCAAGAAUUUCUUGUGCGAGCUCAACAGUAUAUUAUAGCAGAAGAAUCGAUGUCGGUUCCUACUUUUGAUUUCCCGGAUAAACACGAAAAAUUAGAUUCGGAAGGGAAAAAGAAGAACAAGAAAAAUUUUGGUAAAAAUCAAUAUCGGGGAUAUUCAAAACGGCUUGAAAAAACUCCAGAAUCACGAGCUGCCCGAGAUCAAUAUGUUAACAAUAUGAGAACAGGUUAUCACACAGUUUAUUCAGUCGGGGAAGCCACUAUUUUUGAAGAACUAAAAGGAAAAGGAAUUAUCCCAGAUCCAAAACCUGUGAGAACAUCUGAAGAUAAACUUGACAAAUCUCGUUAUUGCGCAUAUCAUAAGUCACCAGGACAUAAUACCGACGAGUGUUUUGAUCUUUUAUCAUCCCUUUUACGUCUAAUCGGACAACCUCAACUUCAAAAAUUCAGAAGGUCUGACACUCGCCGUAAGGGAAGGCCUGCCGAUAUCUCAGAUGAUGAAGAUGAAGAUGAUCGAGACAAUAAUCUGAAACGAAUUCGUACGAAUGACAAGGAAGUUUUCACAUUUUCUACUCUUAAUGAUGGAGAGUGUAAAAAGUUUAAGGCACAUGAUGUACCGAUAUCUUCACAGUGCAUUCCACGAAUAAAUGCAAACACCAAACAACUUGAUACAUCUCGGAGAAAAGCUAAAGCCUAUGCUCGACAAGCACAGAAUGCUGGAAAACAAGUCAUGAAUGUUGAUCUUCGGGAUGUCAUCAACAAGCGAAAUUGUCCAAUCACCUUCACUAUUGAUGACGCUAAUAUGGUUGCCCACCCGCACUCUGAUCCUCUUGUUAUCACGACUCCAAUUGGAGGAAUUCCUGUUCACCGAAUUCUAGUUGACACCGGGGCUUAUUCGAGGAUUCUAAUGUUCCAUACUUUCAAGAAAAUGGGCUUGGAUCCUGCCGACAUUAGACCAUGCAAUGAUCAGAUACAAGGUUUUAAUGGGA
This is a messenger RNA of Striga hermonthica, 1716 nucleotides long. Lineage: Eukaryota; Viridiplantae; Streptophyta; Magnoliopsida; Lamiales; Orobanchaceae. The record is from the annotation of a GenBank genome assembly.